AGUAAACUUACAUCUGGAAGACAAGUAUGACACGGCAUUAUUUUUUACAAAGUUUGUGAAAAUCACAGAUGCACUACUCAGUGACUCACAAUUCAGCCAAUCGCCUUUCAGUUGUCCUGAACUCCGCCAAGUAGCCAAUGAGACUCGAGGUGGGCGGGCCAGUGACACGUGGUCCAUUAUUGUACCGGAAACAUAUCGACGAAGCAUGGAAUGGGGGAAGAUGGGCAUCCAAAUCAAGGAGGAGACCCCUGACCUGGAGCUCAGCUGGGUGAAGCAGGAGGAGAUCGAGGCAGAUUCCAGGCAGGAGACCCCUGACCCGGGGAGCCCCUGGAUAAAAGAAGAGCCCUCUGAGCAUGGAACUCACAGCACUGCCGAGACUGUGGGGGAGCUGGGACACAUCUGCAUUGUGGGAGAGGUUCCUGAGCUGAAAGAGGAAGGCACUAAAGAAGAGAAGGCUUGGGAUCUGUGUCCCGAUGAGCCAGAGGAGAAACAGCACAGCCUGGAGCUCAGCACUGGGCUUCAGCCUCUUCAUGUAGCUGAAGGACUCCACCAAGGCUCACGGAGAGAUGGCUCCAGGGCUCUGUCUGAAGCCCUCCACCCCGACGCCAAGCCAGGGAUGAAAACGGAGCAGCAGGACGGAGCAGGGAUCUUGCCGGCUGUCCAGCAGUGCACGAAGUGUGGGCAGAGCUUUUCCCCCGGGGACACUGCUGCCUCCAGACCCUUGUUCCUGACUGGAGACCCCCCAUACCGCUGCCCAGAGUGCGGGGACUCCUUUAUCCAGCUGGGCAACUUCAAAUCUCACCAGCGCGUGCACACCAACGAGAGCCAGCUGCGCUGCCCGGCCUGCAAGCGCUUGGCCAGGGACUUGGGCAGCGUGGAGAUCUGCCAGAGCGUGCCGGUGAGGGAGACGCCCUACAGCUGCGGCCAGUGCGAGGCCAGCUUCAGCACCACGGUGGCGCUGAAGUACCACCAGAGGGAGCACACCGGGGAGCGCCUGUUCCACUGCCUGGUCUGCGGCAAGAGUUUCAGCCGGGCGCAGCACCUGCGCAACCACCGCAGGAUCCACUCGGGAGAGACACCCUACCGCUGCGGCGACUGCGGCAAGAGCUUCAACCAGUCGGGGGCGCUGAAGAGGCACCAGCGCAUCCACACGGGUGAGAUGCCCUACCAUUGCAACGAGUGCGGCCGCAGGUUCAUCCAUGGCGGUGCCCUCAACAUGCACCACCGCCGAGCCCACGCCGGCAAGACCCCCUACCGCUGCGCGCAUUGCGGAGACGGGUUCACCUAUGCCUACCAGCUGAAGGGACAUUUGUGCAACGGCCCCCAGUGCUCGCGAUAGUGACAGGCCUGCCGCAGGCAGCACUGCCACACGAAGCUUGGCAAUCAGGUGUAACUCCCUCCCCUUGACGGGCAGAGAACAGCAGGGUGAGCCACCCCAGGCAUUCCAACCCCCAGGUGCUGCGUUCGUCCACACAGACAGACCAGGUGAGAAAUGACAUGCUGUGUGUCGGCUUCAACACUAUGAUCUGCAGCUCUUGCAACCCUGGGACACUUCAGGCUGAAGCAUACUGCCCUUCACACACGUGAGAAAAAACAGCCAGGUAAAAUCUGAACUGAGGAAUUAUGAGAUCUUUUUAUAAGACAUGGAUGCUUCAUUGUUAGGAAAGAUGGAAAGAGAAGAACUUACAGCUGACCUGUGUGAGGCUGUAUUCCGUGAUGUUGUGUUAGAAAAGGGGGUUCGCUGGAGUCGGUACAGCACAGAAGGUGGCCUGCCUGACUGGCACAUACACCCCAGUAGGAGAGAAGGUCUGGGGUCUCUCUCUGAGGUGACACUCCUCCACCUGCCCAAACUACAUGACAGCGGUACAGCACCUCUGCAGCACACUCAACUUCAGGUUCGGGGAGACACUCCCCUGUCACAAGUCCCCUCUGUGUGUCCUGGUACAUUUGUACUGGGUCUCCCUUUCCUCACCAGCCAGGAAAGAGACCCUAACUGUUAUGUGGCAGGGGAGGUUGUUCAGUUAUAUCAUCAGCAGCAGAGCUUUAUAUUUGUGAGAUGAGCUCUUGGAAAAACGUCUCUGGUACUUUAUGAAUGUUACUACUUAAAGUAAUAGUAAUCCCAACUAAAAGAAAAAACAACCUACUCAGAGUGUUCAUGCCUUCAGCUACAAUGACAGAACAUACUACAAACUUCCUGAACUUUCUUAGUAGGAAGUAGACUAAGUGCUUUAUUGGUGGAUGAGCCCAGGAGCCCAGGAGUCUUCUAAUUGAAUAAUAGCUUACUGUUUAUUGUGAGUAGGACACCCUCUUUUUAUAACUGCACUAUCUCCAUCUGUCUAACUUCUCCUCCACCACUCCAGAAGGUGGUGCUGCAUUUUCAAGCUUGUCUGGACCCUAGAGAAGAGAUGAAAGGAGACGUCAAUCGGGUAUCAUCUAGUCCAGGUCUCUCAAACGCAGAUCCUGGAGGGCCUUGCAUCCUCUGGCUACUGGUACUACCUAAGUAGUCAAUUAAACAAUUAACCUAAUUAUUUUCUACAUUAGGCCUACAUAUAAUUUUCUUAAAGUCUUUUACAGUUGAUUAAACAAGACAUUCUUUUCAUUUCAGGUGUAUUAACAUAAAUCACCUCAUGAUCAGGUUAGGAGUAUCACCAUCAUGCAGCUAACUAAAUAGCUAGAACAACCAUGUAACUGAGAAACUGGGUGGAACAGAAAACAGAAGACACCGGGACUCCAAGACCCCUGCUGUAAACAAAUGAAAAUUUGUUUUCAAUAUUAAUAAAAUAUUAGAAAAGCUGCAUUUUAUUAACUGCAUUUCAUGCAGCACGCUGUUUACUAUACCUCUGCACCAGACAUUCCAUCUUUCAGCCUUUUUAAUGGGGCUUCCUAGGCCCCUAUGGGUAAGUAACAGCAGUAGUACAAGCGCAGUGGUGUUGUGUUCACAGGGGGUUCGCUGGAGUCAGUAUACAGUAGCACAGCCCCCAUCCUCCUGACCCCAGGGGGUGCAACACAGAGGUGAAGCCACACUGUGUGUCCAGUGUUCCGGUUGUCACAGCAACAUCCCUGCUCCCAAGGCCAGGGGUUGGGAAUGCUGGAAAGUCAGGAGAAUCUCCGGAGAAUCCUGACUUGUGGAAGAAUGGAGAUAUUGAAGGAAGCACCGUGGGAAAGUAGCUAGAGGAGAAGGCCUUGUGGUAUAGUUGCUCAGGGAACUCAUAGUACUUGUUUUAAAGUUAACUGACCCAGUAAAACAGACCUUAGUGCAGGGGUCUCUGGUAGCGGUCCUGGAAGGCUGAAGAGCUGGAAGAAGCUGUUUGAUUUGUCCCAUUAUGCCAAUAAUGAGUUGAUUAAAUGUAUUAAGCGGAGAGAGACACUGCAUGUGUCUAUAACAGAUCUAUUUGCUGCUUUAGAGUUCUUUUCAGUCCUUGGUUUAAAACAAAAUUUGUUAAUUUUAACUAUCUGUACCUAUGCCUAUACCCUAGGUACCAUGAAAUACCCUGUCAACUUCAGGAUACUGUACUUCAUGCAGUCACUCCACUGCAAUUUUCCUCACGGGAUCAAUAAAGUAUCAAUCCACAA
Lepisosteus oculatus (spotted gar) is the source of this 3573-nucleotide messenger RNA. Its product is annotated as zinc finger protein 214-like. Gene Ontology annotation, biological process: regulation of transcription by RNA polymerase II. The record is from RefSeq and is a predicted model, not a curated record. Lineage: Eukaryota; Metazoa; Chordata; Actinopteri; Semionotiformes; Lepisosteidae. Gene Ontology annotation, molecular function: DNA-binding transcription factor activity, RNA polymerase II-specific; RNA polymerase II cis-regulatory region sequence-specific DNA binding.